AUAAAAUUCAUACAUAGUCAUAGAUGAAUUUGAGAACAGCCGUUUAACUUGAGCAACGGCCAUGAACAAGAAUUGACGAUAGUACACAAAAGAACAACAACAGGGACAUUAUACUACGUCGUUUGUUUAGGGUGUGAAACUUCAAUUUGAAUUUUGGAUAAUUAAUAAUCUCUUUCGUUCUUCGAAUCCACAUUGCUAUAUACUACAUCCUUAGAUUAUAGAUCUGUCCCUUCUUCUCACACACGCCAUUUUCUGGAUCCUGACCGGGUCGGGUCGCGUUACUCGACCGUUCAACCAUCACCACGUACCGGCGCCGUAACCCCGCCGCUCCGCCACGUACUCACCGCCGCGUACCAGAUCGAAAAAAAGAAUUAAGCAGACAAAGUGAUGAUAAUAACUUAAAAGAAAAGAAUCAAAUAUGGAGAAUGAUCUACAAAAGUCUAUAUCUUCGCGCCUAAAUCGUAGAGGAGAUCGAAGUAAUCUAAAUCCUCAAGCUAAAGAUUUUGAAGUCGGAUUAUUUUCUUCAGGGAGGGUACCCCAAGAUUAUCCCAUGAAGAUUGUUUGGAAGAAAGGGUUUGUUCGAUUGGUUCUUGUAGGAGGGAUCUUGUGGAUGUUGUUAAUUCUUAUUGCAUUGUUGUUUCAUAUUUGGUCUUGUCAAUCUUCUGUCUCCUUUUUAUCAGCCAUGUGUAACAAAGAUAGCAAGGUUUACACCAUGUUAGACACUAUGGGACUUGUAACAAAACCUCACAGAUGUCCCAUUCCUGUUUCCAAUGACCCUGAUAAAAUAGUUAUCCCUACUGAAAGAACUUCCAACAAAGUUGUCAAAAAAUUAUUGUAUGUUACCGAAGAUGAGGUUCCAAAUAAUAGUUCUGAGUCGUCUCCUCUUUUUGGAGGCCAUAUAAGUUGGAAACAGAGGGAGGAGAGUUUCAAACUGAAGUCAAAUAUGAAGGUGCACUGUGGAUUUAUCCAAGGUGGUGGUGCUGAAAUGGAUCCUGUAGACAUUAAAUAUGUUAAGAAAUGCAAAUUUGUUGUUGCAUCUGGCAUUUUUGACGGCUAUGAUAUACCUCAUCAACCAUCAAAUAUAAGCCUUCGGUCAAAGAAACUUUUUUGCUUUCUUAUGGUGGUGGAUGAGGUAUCUCUGGAAUUCAUGAGGGAAAAUACUACUGUGAAAGAAGACAAUGCUGGUGGAAAAUGGGUGGGAAUUUGGCGACUUGUUCUUCUUAAGAAUCAACCUUAUGAUGAACCAAGAAGGAAUGGGAAGGUUCCUAAAAUAAUAACUCACAGGUUGUUUCCUCAAGCACAUUAUAGUAUAUGGAUUGAUGGUAAAAUGGAGCUGGUAGUUGAUCCAUUGCUAAUCCUAGAAAGAUACCUUUGGCGAGGGAAAAAUACAUUUGCCAUUGCUCAACAUAAGCAUCACCGUAAUAUAUACGAGGAGGCUGAUGCAAACAAAAGGCGAAAGCGAUAUGCACGACCCCUUAUUGAUCUCCACAUGAAAAUCUACUAUUAUGAGGGGAUGAAACCAUGGAGUUCAAAUAAAAAGACUAUUAGCGAUGUACCAGAGGGAGCGAUUAUCAUUCGAGAACAUACGGCCGUGAAUAACUUGUUUAGCUGCUUGUGGUUCAACGAGGUUCACCUCUUCACGCCCAGAGAUCAGCUGAGUUUUGGCUAUGUUGCGUACAGAUUAGGGGACGCGUUUGAAUUCUUCAUGUUUCCAAACUGUGAAUACAAUUCACUGUUUGUGCUGCACCCUCACACAAGAGAGCACUCUUCUCCCAUAGAAUGGGUUAAACAGUUGGAUCAACUUAAAAAGAAUAGUAAUUUAAAAGAAAGUAGGGGAGGAUUAGGCUUGUUUACACCUUAUCCUGGUGAUCUUAAUUCAGUUGUUCUGCCGCAAAUAACAAGAACAUCAAAAGCAGGAUGACAUUUUUGUUUAUUAUGUUUUAACAAUAUUUAACACAUGAAAACGAGGAAAAAAUAAAUUGUGUAUUAUUUAUCUAAUAUUUAAAAAAUUAUUUUAAAGUUUAUGUUAUAG
This is a messenger RNA of Trifolium pratense (red clover), 2032 nucleotides long. Its product is annotated as probable hexosyltransferase MUCI70. The record is from RefSeq and is a predicted model, not a curated record. Lineage: Eukaryota; Viridiplantae; Streptophyta; Magnoliopsida; Fabales; Fabaceae. The transcript has 8 exons. Bases 419 to 1921 code for a protein of 500 amino acids.